CGUCUCCAGAUUCCACCACACCAUGACACCUGUCGCGCUCCCGCGGACCGACCUGUUGCCCUGGGAACACAUUCUUCAGAUUAUGGCUGUACUGUGUGCGGUUUUGUUUGUGCGUCAGAUAACAGUCGUUGUGCCAAAUAAAAAGCAGCAGUCGCUGGCUCUCUCACCCAGACAUCAUUUCUCCACGAGUGCAAGUCCGCGCGUGUGACUUAGGUUCACUCUUCUCCACAUCGAAGGAUUCUUUCUAUUUCUCUCCAGCUCAGCGUCAACGUGGGAGGUUGGUUCUUUUUUCGUGGACUUCACACCACUCGUCAUAAACACAUCUAGCGUUGAGUGAGUGAGUGAGUGAGUGAGUGAGUGAGUGAGUGAGUGAGUUCUGUGCAGCUCAAACAGCCAUAUACGUCUCUUGGAUGUGUCGUCAAGGUAGCUCGGUUUCUUUGACUGAGUUCUGAAGUUUGUUGAGGACUAAUUCCUACACACAGAUCUUCACUGGACUAUUGCCUAUAUCUUGAUCGUCAAAGAACUGUUUCUCAAAUCUUCACAAGAAUAUUGCCCAAAUCUUCACUGGACCUUUUCCUUUAUUAUCCCGAUAUUCACCGGACUGUAGCCUUAAUCUUCACAGGACUAAAGACUUAAUCUUCGUAGGACUAUUGACACUAUUUCGAUCUUCACAGGACUUUUGUUUUUAUUUAAAGCAUCACUAAACUAUUGCCCAAAUCGUGAUCUUCGUAUAACUACCAGAUUCAUUAGUGCAUCGGUAAAAUCCUCAAACAAAACAAAUCAAAUAAGCCGUCGAGCCAAAAACCCAAACAUCAAACACAAUGGGCAAAAGUCUCUCACGCGCCUCCAAAGAAGACAUGAGAUUUCUGACACAGAACACCAAGUUCCGCAAAGACCAGAUCGAGCGGUGGUACAAGGGCUUCAUGAAGGAUUGCCCGGACGGAAAACUGACCAAAGACAAGUUCUUGAAAGUGUACUCCGAGUUUUUCCCGCAGGGGAACUCCAGCGAGUUCUGUGAGUUCGUCUUCCGAUCUUUCGACAUAGAUAAAAACGGCACGAUCGAGUUUAAGGAAUUUUUGGUGGCCAUCAGCAUGACCUCUAAGGACAGUGACCCCGAGCAGAAGCUCAACUGGGCCUUCUCCCUCUACGACAUUGACGGUAACGGGACGAUCGACCAGACUGAAAUGGAGAAGAUCAUAACGGCCAUCCACCAUCUCCUGGGCAGUCUGGCGGAUCAGGUGAAGGAGACCCCCAAGGAGCGGACACAGGGUAUCUUCUCCCGGAUAGACACCAACAAAGACGGCGUCAUCUCAAAGGAGGAGUUUGUGGAGGGCUGCAUGCACGACCCGGUGCUCCAACAGCUGCUCACGGUGGACGCCACGUCAGUGGUAGAUAAAUGAGAGGGGGGACACCACGUCAUUGGUAGAUAAGUGAGGGUGGAGGGGACGUCACGUCAGAGGUAGAUAAAUGAAAGGGGGGG
This is a messenger RNA of Aplysia californica (California sea hare), 1480 nucleotides long. RefSeq names its product neuronal calcium sensor 2. The record is from RefSeq and is a predicted model, not a curated record. Lineage: Eukaryota; Metazoa; Mollusca; Gastropoda; Aplysiida; Aplysiidae. Gene Ontology annotation, molecular function: calcium ion binding. Bases 822 to 1400 code for a protein of 192 amino acids. The transcript has a single exon.